AUGCGCGCUCUCGUAGCUAGAGGCCGCUUACUGCAGCGCUCGCGCAAUGCACAAGCCUCUACGACUGCUCACGUUUCUUUCUUUCGAAUUCGGAGCAGAGAAUUGGCGACUGACGCGUUUGUAUCGCGCCAUUACCAGAUGCAGAACCCCAAGGACGUGGCCGAUUUCUUGCACCGCAAACGUUUGACGUUACGUGAGACCGAAACGCACUUUAUGGUGCGCGACUGUCCUUUCUGUCAUGCGACACAUGGCAAGGCGGACAACCUCUUCAAGAUGUACGUGCACAAGACUCAGGGCAUGUACAAAUGCCAUCGCUGCGGCUCCGCAGGCAGUUGGUUUGACUUUAAACGCAAGUUGCGAGGCGGUGUAGGUGUGACUUCUUCAGGUGGUUAUUUGAAUGGAGGGAGCAAUGCUGGAGCAGUGGGAGCUGGAGUGGAAGUGAAGAUCAUUCAGGUUUUAGACAAUGAGAAAGCCAUGGCAAUCCAGAAGAAUCUGCUGGACGAACCCGAGUUUGAACCAGUGCUGGAAUACUUGACAAACGUUCGAGGACUCCGACCGGAUGUGUUGCAGAAAUACUGUGUGGGUGCAAUCGAGCAGCCGUUCUGGGACCACGACUCGGGUCGACGCAUCAAUGCCAUGUGCAUCUCUUUUCCGUGGAUGGCGCGGCAAAUGGAUAUGGAUGCAAUGGGUGUCGUCUGUCACGAAGGGGUAGACAAGAAGAAAGCAGCGACUGAGGACAAGAACUUGUUUGACGUGGUUCGGCUUAAACUACGUGCAGUGGACGAUAAAGCAAAGCAACAGCUUGUGCCGAAAGGAGGUAGUUGGGGUCUCUUUGGUUGGAACACGGUACCCGCAGCUGCGAACGAGCUGGUGCUGACUGAAGGUGAGUUCGACGCCAUGGCUGUGUACCAAGCAACUGGCAUGGCUGCAGUGUCGCUGCCAAACGGCUGCCAGUCGCUACCACCGAGCGUAUUGCCUUUACUAGAGCGCUUCAAGCGCAUUUACCUUUGGUUGGAUAACGAUGCCUCAGGGCAAUCGAAUGUUGAAAAGUUCGCGGCAAAGCUUGGUUUGAAUCGCUCCUAUAUUGUACGCAUUCCUUCGAAAGCGGCGUCGUCGGAUUUGAAGGACGCGAACGAUGCUCUUCGAGCCGGUUUAGACCUGACUGCUAUUGUAAAGGCUGCUGAACCGAUACCGCACAGCCAAAUCACCACGUUUGAGGAGCUUCGCCGUGACGUCUAUGAGGAGAUUAUGAAUCCCUUGAAAGCCUGCGGUGUGCAGUCGCGAGCAUUCCCUUCACUGAACCGAUUGAUGAAGGGUCAUCGUAUGGGCGAAGUGACGGUGCUUACAGGUCCUACCGGAUGUGGCAAGACAACGCUGUUGAGUCAAUUGUCGCUGGACUUGUGUGGUCAGGGUGUGAGUACGCUAUGGGGCUCGUUUGAGAUCAAGAACACACGUCUGAUGCACAAGAUGCUCACGCAGCUGGCACAACGCAACUUGUGUGGUGACAUGAAUGCGUUUGAUGCUGCAGCUGAUCGAUUUGAGGCUCUCUCUAUGUACUUCUUGCGAUUCUUUGGAAGCACCGAUGUGGAUGAGGUAUUGGAUGCUAUGGAAUACGCUGUGUAUGCUCAUGAUGUGCAGCAUAUCCUGUUGGACAAUGUGCAGUUUAUGAUGGCGGGGCAAGGUCGCGGUUUCGACAAAUUUGAGCGUCAGGAUGCAGCACUAGACAGGUUCCGAAAGUUCGCUUCAGUCAAGAACGUCCACCUUACGCUUGUCAUUCACCCGCGCAAGGAGCAGGAGGAUCAAGACCUUACGCUGUCAUCCGUGUUUGGUACGGCGAAGGCCACUCAGGAAGCUGAUAAUGUUCUUAUCCUACAACGCACCCACGGCAAGUCCACGCUCGAUGUGCGAAAAAACCGUUUUGACGGUACUUUGGGAUCAAUUCCGUUGAUGUUUGAUCCGGAAACUGCUUCGUUGCGUGAGCCUGGUGCGGAAGGUAUGUCUGAGGGUGUUGCAGUGAUCGACCUCGAGGCUGAGAUGGAACUUACCCAAAGACGGCGCAUGCAAAAGGGUAUACGUGCGCUGGGACACAUUGACACUGAGCACGCGAACAACUUACCUGACAUGCAACAAGGUGCCAGCAGCCUCAUGCAGGGAUACGAGCAUGUGGCAGCGCCAGCAUCAGCUUUUCAUGACCAUCGCAACCAGGCCAACGGGUAUAACGGCAGUCAUUAUUUCAAAGUCAACAACGGCAGCUCUUUGCCAAGGCUUAAUGGUGACAACGAUACGAAUGACCAUGACGACGAUGAAAGCAGCGGCGGCUCAACUGGCGGCAGCGCGCCGCGAACCGGCGGUAGUGGUAGCGAGCCCUUUGCUGCAUUUACACCAAUAAUCACGCGAUAG
This is a messenger RNA of Peronospora matthiolae, 2400 nucleotides long. The record is from the annotation of a GenBank genome assembly. NCBI's taxonomy places the organism in Eukaryota, Oomycota, Peronosporomycetes, Peronosporales, Peronosporaceae.